Molecule: messenger RNA, 976 nt
Organism: Microcebus murinus (gray mouse lemur)
Lineage: Eukaryota; Metazoa; Chordata; Mammalia; Primates; Cheirogaleidae
Gene: SPACA4
Product: sperm acrosome associated 4
Biological process (GO): sperm-egg recognition
Cellular component (GO): membrane
Source: RefSeq, a predicted model, not a curated record
AGGGAUCUGUGAGGUCACCUCAUUCCACUCCACGGACUCUUGUCGGGCAGCGGCUGCUGGCCACCUCCGUCCCUAGGGCUCAGGGAGGGACACAGAGCUUUGGGAACCGAGGACGUUCUGAGCGCCAACCCUGGGAGGCCCGAACGAGGGGCAAGCGUCGCGCGGGCGGGGCCAGUCCCGGGGGGUCACUCAUUCGGCGGUUCCAGGAGGUCCAGGAAGCCCACGGCCUGGCUCGGGCACCGUCCACGCCGCCAGGCCACCAUGGUCCUCGGCUGGCUGCUGCUUCUGGUGAUGACUCUGCCCCCGGGCACCGCGGGGCUCAAGGACUGCUUUUUCUGUGAGCCCACCGACUCCGCGCACUGCCCCGCCACCCUCAUGCACUGUGGCGACGACGAGGACUGCUUCAACGGCCGCGGGGUGGCCCCGGGCACCGGGCCGAUCAUCAGCAAGGGCUGCGUGCAUUCCACCAGCUGUGGCCGCGAGGAGCCCGUCAGCUACAAGGGCGUCACCUACUCCCUCAUCUCCACCUGCUGCGUCGGCAACCUGUGCAACGGCGCGCCCCGCCCCGAGAGCAGCCGGUCGGCAGGGACUGCCGCCAGCCUGGCGCUGGGGCUGGGCUUGCUGCUACCUCAACACGUGCUGUGACCAACAGGGAGGGCGGGGCCUGGGGUUGGUGUCCCCGCUCUGCCACUGCCCCCACCCGUGCCCCCACCUCCUCCCCCCAUUGAACAGCCUGAGGCCCUGCACACCCUCUCGUGGCCCUGGCUCCAUCCCUUCUAGGGCUGUCCACCAGGAGCCCGGGGCUCGGUGAGGCACGCUCAGGCCUGAUGUGACAGUGGGGACAGUCCAUGGGUUUGGUCACACUGCUGUCUGUCAUUGGUUCUUAGACGCAGGUCUUCUCACAUUUCCAUCCAGAUGUUUCUUUCCACGGGUUGCCCCUUAGACUCCAUGAAAUGUGGUAAAAAUAUAUAAAUAA